AUGUCCAUCUUAUCCUACAACGGAGCAGCAAUUAUCGCCAUGGCGGGAAAAGAUUGCGUCGGCAUUGCAUGUGAUACUAGAUUAGGUAUGCAAGCACAGACUGUUGCCAUGGACUUUCAAAAAGUGUUUCGUGUGACAGACAAGACAUUCCUAGGAUUGGCGGGCUUGGCUACAGACGUCCAAUCCGUUUCACAGCUACUCAAGUUUAAGAUUAAUAUGUACAAGAUGAAUGAGGAACGUGACAUUAAGCCCAAGACACUGAGUGCACUGCUGUCUAAUAUGAUGUACGAAAAGAGGUUCGGCCCGUGGUUUGUCGAGCCUGUAAUCGCCGGCUUAACCGAGGACAACAAGCCUUUUCUAUCCAGUAUGGACUGUUUAGGCUGUGAGAUGAUUACACAAGACUUUGUAGUGGCUGGCACAAUGGAAGAGGCACUCUACGGCAUGUGUGAGUCCAUGUACAAGCCUGAAAUGGAGGAAGAGGAUCUAUUUGAGACACUUUCGCAGUGUCUUUUAUCUGCUUGUAAUCGUGAUGCGCUCUCUGGUUGGGGUGCUGUCGUGCACAUUAUCACACCCAAGGGUAUUACUUCCAAGAAGCUACUGUCGCGCCAGGACUAG
This is a messenger RNA of Peronospora belbahrii, 615 nucleotides long. NCBI's taxonomy places the organism in Eukaryota, Oomycota, Peronosporomycetes, Peronosporales, Peronosporaceae. The record is from the annotation of a GenBank genome assembly.